AUGGAUCCUGCUAUUAUUUUGUUUGUAUUCAUAUUUGUUUCAGUUUGCUUCUGCCUUUUAAUAUUCCUUAGCGCAUAUAGGGUAUUCUCUGGCGGUUCUGAAAGAAAUGAAUACAGCUUCCUUGGAUCAGAAAUAUUAGGAUCAGAAGUUCCUCGUGAGUUUUUGAACGACGAAGAGGCAUUGAAUCAUUUGGCCUCGGAAUACGAUUUCACACAUUUGUCCCCUGAAGAGCAAUUCUCUUAUUUAAGAGGUGAGGAAUUUACUAAAACUAAUCCUCCAAACUUUCAUAAUACAAGGGGUAAAUCAUAUUCUAAUGAGGAUGAUAUGUUGCUUAAGGAGCGUGGUAUUAAUGCAUUUGAGUUCGAACAAGACGCAGAUAUAUUACGUGGGCGCUAUAUAGUUGCUGAUAAAACAGAGAUUAACUUUCAUAAUAACGAUACUCCCUAUUCUACUGCAACUUCCAUAUUGAAUUACAGUCUACCAGUCAAAAACAGAGCGUAUUCAGAUACUGUUUAUUUUGAGGUUAAGGUGUUUGAAUUUCAAAAUGGCAGCGAAAAUCCAAAUGGCCAUUUUGCCAUUGGAUUAGUAACUAAACCUUAUCCUAGCGAUUUUCGUUUGCCGGGCUACAACAAUUUCUCCAUUGCAUAUGAAUCAACUGGUAACUUGAAGAUCAACAAACCUUUCCCAACGCCAUUACAACAACAUCAAGGAGACAACAGUCAAUAUAAUGCAUUAGUUUUGCCUCCAUUACAACAGUCAGAUAUUGUUGGAUUUGGUUAUGUCGUGAGUACUGGUACUUUAUUUAUUACACGCAAUGGCAAGAAAGUUAUGGAUGUCAUGAGGGGAUGUUUCAUAGACUUGUAUCCUGCUGUGGGUUGCUUUCUGUCGAAUGCUAAAUUUCAAGUUAAUUUAGGUCAAUUAGGUUUCGUCUGGAUUGAGGCUAAUGUCAGAAAGUAUGGCUUUGUUUCAAAUAGUGAUUAUAAGAAAAUCAAAGGCGAGCAAGGUUUGGCUGCACUCCCAGAGUAUGGUAAUUCCAGUGUCGCUGAGGGUGAUAAGCUUCUUGAAAUGGGAGAAGAACUUCCACCACGAUACCCAGAAGAUGAAUUAGAUUUUUUUGGAAGAUCAUCAAAAGACAUUCUUAAAGUGGGCUCGUCUUCGAAGUCUCAAAAUAAGACCAAGUCAUUUUCAAAUAAUGAAAAACAAGAUCUCGAAGAAAUUAAUGGUGAGCCUAAGGUUGCCGAAGAGCACCGUUCAUCGUUAAUUACCGAUGAUCCUGAAGAAGUCAUGGAUUUAAGAGAAAGACUCUAUGAGCAGAAUAUUACUGGGCCCGUAAGUGAACUUAGUUCGGAAAGAGCACCAUUAAUCGGAAAUAAUGAAAGUCAAUCGGAAUUCUACGUUAACGCAAAGAGUGCGACAUCUUCUAGAGAAGGAAAUACUGAAACUGAUUUAAAACAGGUGACAGACGAGGAACCUAAUUCGUCGCAGGAAUUAACAAAAGCUGCUCAAAAUGAUUCCAAUAUAUCAAAGACAAGCAGAACGAAAAAGAAGAAGAAGAAUAAGAAAAAUUCUAAAAAAAAUAAGAAGAAGUAG
Debaryomyces hansenii CBS767 is the source of this 1590-nucleotide messenger RNA. RefSeq lists its product as uncharacterized. The coding region runs from base 1 to 1590 and encodes 529 amino acids. Lineage: Eukaryota; Fungi; Ascomycota; Pichiomycetes; Serinales; Debaryomycetaceae. The transcript has a single exon. Gene Ontology annotation, molecular function: protein binding. The record is from RefSeq and is a predicted model, not a curated record.